Pungitius pungitius (ninespine stickleback) is the source of this 1450-nucleotide messenger RNA. RefSeq names its product solute carrier family 22 member 18 (gene slc67a1). Gene Ontology annotation, cellular component: nuclear envelope. Gene Ontology annotation, biological process: transmembrane transport. NCBI's taxonomy places the organism in Eukaryota, Metazoa, Chordata, Actinopteri, Perciformes, Gasterosteidae. The coding region runs from base 111 to 1421 and encodes 436 amino acids. Gene Ontology annotation, molecular function: transmembrane transporter activity. The record is from RefSeq and is a predicted model, not a curated record. The transcript is spliced from 11 exons.
GGUGUUUAGGAGACGUUUGUGUACAUCGGUUAAAAACACACCUUUUCCCGAAAAGAGCCGUGAUGGUUUUCCGAGGUGUGUUCAGGCAGGAGUUCCUGAGAUGAUAAGAUAUGCGGCACAGGACGAGCUAUUCUGCUGAACAAUAUAUGGCAAAAAUGAGAGGGAGAGAAGAAACGGCCCCGGGAACUUCCCCGCCGAGCCGGGAUAACGUCACAGAGCAACAGAAGAGGACGAAAACUAUUUACAUCGUUUACGUCAUCGCCGCUUUGGAUAUUACAUGGAUGUUUCUGCAGUUUUCUGUCACUCCUUAUUUGGCAAAGAAACUUGGCUUCAACACUUUGUGGUUUGGGUAUUUGCAAACCACGGUCGGUGUAAUCCAGCUGUGCGGGGGUCCCCUGUUUGGAAGGUUUGGAGAUGUUUUCGGAGCACGAGCAGCUUUGUCUCUGGCGUGUUCUUCCACAGUCGUUUUCUUUCUGCUGCUGGCCGUAGCAGAGAAUCCUGCCAUGCUGUUCAUCCACAAACUCCCCACAAUCUUCAUGCACGUGUUACCCGCCUGUCAGAUGGUCGUCACGGACCUUUCGGCUCCUGAGAAACGGGCCGACGCUUUGUCCAAACUGGGGCUGUGCUUCGGCGUCGGCAUGAUCGCCGGCUCCACGCUGGGCGGCCAUCUAAACACGCGCUUCGGGGAGACAUUUACUGCCGGUUUUGGAGCUGUGGGGAGUACCUUCAGUUUACUAUUGGUUUUAAAGUUUAUCCCCAAAACGACCAAAUCUCAAGCUCCGACACCCGGCAGAGACAGCGAGAACAAAAGCAAGUCCAUAUUCAACGUGGGGGAGAUCACCCGACUGCUGAAGUUUCCUGGUGUGAAGCGGACUUUUCUGGUGAAGAUAGUUGCGGGUUUGCCAUCAGGCAUCUUUCAAGUGAUGUUCUCCAUCAUCGCGUUGGACUUCUUCAAGCUGAAACCCGAGCAGAACGGCUACCUGAUGGCUUACUUCGGCAUCGCCUCAAUGGUCGUUCAGGGCGCGGUGGUCGGUCGGCUCACGGCGAGAUACUCUGAGAGCUCGCUGCUGCUUCUGUCCAUCGGCGUUUCUUCUCUGGUGGGACUGGCUCAGGCCUACAUGCAGGACGUGUUUCAGUUCUGCCUCAUCGUCGUCCCGAUGAUGUUCUCGCUCAGCGUGUUCAACGUCAUCACGGACAGCAUGCUCACCAAGAGCGUACCGGCCUCCGACACCGGCACCAUGAUGGGACUGUGUGCAUCGGUCCAGUCGCUGCUCCGCACCGUCGGCCCGACCGCCGGCGGCUUCAUGUACGUCCACUACGGCGUCUCCUCCAUCGGCCUGCUCCAGUUCGUCGUGAACAUCGGUGUGUUCGCGCACCUGCUGCAGCGUCACCUCGGGAAGACGCCCGACCAUCAGGAAUGAAAUGUGGUCAUUUAAAAAAAAAAAACACA